Messenger RNA from Rodentolepis nana, 2805 nucleotides. The record is from the annotation of a GenBank genome assembly. NCBI's taxonomy places the organism in Eukaryota, Metazoa, Platyhelminthes, Cestoda, Cyclophyllidea, Hymenolepididae.
UUUCAACAAAUGAAACUCAAUGACACUCCUCAGGGAUUUGGUGACGGGUCAUUAUAUUUUCCCGUUGGUAAUCAGUUUAUUGGAAAGGGCUUCAAUCAUUCACAAAAUCAUGCCAAACGUGGAACGCCACCACGGUUUGGUAAGCUACACGAUCUUGCUGCCCAGCAACAAUCGUUUAAUGGAUAUUACAACGUAGCACCGUUCUUUAUGACAGCAGUACCUGGCAGAGGCAGUAAAACAGCCGAUGGAAUUGGUCUUUUUGGUGCCCCACCUGAUAGCGGGCGGUUCGAUAGCUUGAACUCUUUCAAUAACCGUGGCUAUCCCCGUCGUUCAUACAGAAUGAAUAACAACGCUAAUCCUAACAACAAUAAUCACUACCACAAUGGACUUACUAAUAAUAACAACAAUGGAAAUUGGAAUUUUUCAUUCAAAACUGACGAGGAGUUAUUUUGCAAUAAUACUCCGAAAGGAAACAUUAAUCUCGAGCUCUACGAUAGUAUUCCUGUGAAACAGUCUGGUCCUGAUUGGACAGCAGUAGACCCGCUUUCAUCCUUCAGUGAUGUUAAACUGCACAAGGUCAUUAUGGAUAACAUUGAAAGGGCUCAAUAUAAUCACCCAACUCCGGUGCAGAAGUACUCUUUACCUAUCUCCCUGGCCAAACGUGAUCUUAUGGCGUGUGCACAGACAGGCUCUGGAAAGACCGCUGCUUUUCUAAUUCCUAUUCUACAUAUGAUGCUAGAGAAUAUUUCAAAAGAUUCUGAAAAAUGUGAUGAAGUAAGUGCCUUUUUACAUGUGUUCCUUAAUAUUGUCCAUGAUUUGAUUUUGCGUUCCUGUUUCAAGAUCAAACCACCGUCUUUGAUCUCUGGUAGGGCCAGUCCGACUUGUCUGAUUCUCGCGCCAACUCGUGAACUGUCUUGUCAAAUCUUUGAUGAAGCGCGUCGUUUUGCCUAUCGAUCAGAGAUGAAACCUUGUGUGGUUUAUGGGGGUGCCCCCGUGAAUAAUCAACUCCGUGACCUCUCUCGUGGCUGUGAUAUUCUGGUUGCCACCCCUGGUCGACUUGUCGAUGUCAUUGGUCGUGAGAAGGUCACUCUAGAGAAUGUCAAGUUUCUUGUGUUAGAUGAAGCCGAUAGAAUGCUUGAUAUGGGUUUCGAGCCUCAAAUCCGUAAGAUUGUUGAACAAAAUGGAAUGCCCGAUUCUAGCCAACGUCAAACCCUCAUGUUUUCGGCUACUUUUCCCAAUGAGAUUCAAACCUUGGCCAAGGACUUUUUGAAAAGCUACAUAUUCUUGGCCGUUGGACGUGUUGGAAGUACUAGCGAAAACAUCUCCCAAGAGAUUUUCUACAUUCAAGACAGAGAUAAACCCGAGCGUCUUGUUCGCAUUCUAAAGGAAAAGGAACCUUCAGCACUCACGUUAGUGUUUGUGGAAACUAAGAAGGGUGCUGAGCUACUUGCGAAUUACUUGAGUCGCCUCCAAUUCCCUGUCUCUGCCAUCCAUGGAGAUAGACCUCAAGCGGAUCGAGAAAGGGCUCUGUCUUCUUUCCGUUCUGGUCGAACUCCGGUUCUUAUCGCUACGGCUGUUGCUGCUCGUGGUUUGGAUAUUCCAAAUGUUAAGCAUGUAAUCAACUUCGAUCUACCCUCGGACAUUGAAGAGUACGUACAUCGUAUCGGCCGCACAGGUCGAAUGGGCCAACCCGGCUCGGCCACGUCAUUCUUCUGCGAUCGUAAUCAGAAUGUCGCCCAUCAGCUGGUGGAGUUACUGCGUGAAGCUAAACAGCCUGUGCCGAUUUGGCUUGAGCAACGGGUCUCCAACUCUGGCAGUAAUUCUCUCAAUUCAAAUGGUCGUCGUUACGGCAAUGGGCAAAAUAGGAGAGGCGGCGGUUUUAGACCGAACUACGCUUCUCUGGACUUCCGAGCUGGUCAAAAGACCAAUACAAGCUACGUUCAGAACCCUCAGGCUCUCGGUCUUCUCGGCAAUUGUGCAGCCGCAUCUCUCGCUGCUGCCGCUUGUGUCCCUGCUCCUGGUCCACCACCACCGAAUCACAAUUUCCGUUAUCAGCAGGCCCCACCACCACCGCACCAGAAUCCCUUCGCCACCGCUGCCGCUGUGGCAGCUCUUCAGGGCCUCCAACAGGGUCAUCCAUUUGGCCCGCCACCACCCCCUCGUGGUCUUUUUGACACUCGCGCACCACCCUCGUGCUCUCAAUACGCCCCUGGCCCUUUUGGUGGUCAGAGACCACCUCAAGCUGCUCCAACUGGACCUCCCGGUCCAACUAACCACCAACAGCAGCAACAGCAAUUGCAGCAGUACCUUGCCGCCGCCAUGCAACAUGUCGUCAGCAGCACUGCUAACAACAGUAGUAGUCAGCAACAGCCCUCUGACUAUCCACCCACUAACUAUCAUCAAGCAUUCGCCGCUGCUGGCUAUCAGCCUCAUCAACCAGAUGUGGUCUUUGCAGCAGGGGGCGCUACUUCACCAUCCGCUGCUGGUAAACAAGGGGGUGCAGUUGAUGGUCAGAUGAUGCCUCCACCAUUUUAUAGUGGAGGUUCUAGUUCUCAUCAACAUCAGCAAAAUCAGGCUGCUCUAGCUGCUGCAAUGAACGCUAUGGCCGCUGCUGCUGCAAUGUCGAAUGGUGGUGGCGGUGGUGGGCAGUUGGAUGGAGGGACUUUUCCUGUUCUUCAAGAAGAGAAGCAACGGGCUGCUGCGGAAUGGGGUUGGAUUAGUGGACAACCUGCAAAUAUUCCCCCCUCUGGAGCGUAUACAGCACCUCCACCCACUGUACCGCCACAACCUGCCGCUGCGAAUUAA